AUGAGACCCCUUCCUGUCUGCAGGUCUCCAGAGAUGUGGCAUCAGAGCUUUGGACUUUUAGGAAAAAGCGACAUCAAUGAACCAGGAUCCUUUUUGUUGGGAAAGGAGUUCUACGUACCCCUGUGCUCACUGCCCCUCUCUUGUGCUGUGGUGGAUGUUGCCAUCCAGGACUACGUAGCUGACGUGGUCUCUGAACUGAUCUACCAUAACGAGAGUCUGAGAUCCUCAGAAGUUACUUUUGUCUUCCCCCUGGGCCCCCAUAUGGCCAUUUAUUCCUUCCAGGCCUGCAGUGAGGAUGCCAAGGUCAAGGCUGUGCUGCAGGAUGAGGCCCAGCAGCUGCACAAGUUUGCAGUGGAGAAGGAGAAUUUUCAUUACCUUCAGUAUGGGAUUGAGGAAUCAGGCGAGGUGUUUGCCUGCUUCCUGGGUUCCCUGUCCCCUGGCAAGGAAAUGGUUGUGACCCUACACUAUGUCCAAGAGCUAUCACGGAAGCCAGAUGGAGCAGCCCAGUUUGUGCUGCCAUCCACAAUGCAUCCUCGCAAGACUCACUACACCUGCAAUUGUUGCACCAACAAGCUGCAUUACAGCCUCCUGCUCACUGUCAGCCUGCAGUCACCCCGUGGUGUGGCUGAUGUCCAGGCCAGCUGUGCCCUCACUCCUUUGAUCUACACUGCCCAGGACCACAGUGCUGCACAGGUCUCACUGGCUGGCACUCCCCCAAAUCACCAUUUGGAGCUGCUGGUGUAUUACAGAGAACCUACUGCAGUCAGUGCUGUGGUGGAGAAAGGAAACCCUGCAGCCACUGCAGGCUCUCUGUUUGGUGAUUCCCUGGUGUUGGUGACACUGGCACCCAACAUCCCUGAUGCAAAACCUGGCCAGUGCCAGUCUGGAGAGUUCAUCUUUGUUUUGGACAGCACUUCCCUUGAGCACAUAAAGGACCCCUUGCUCUUCCUUCUCAAAAGCCUACCCCUGGGCUGCUACUUCAACAUUUACUGCUAUGGAGCAACAUCUGUGCGCAUCUACCCGCAGAGUGUUGAAUACACCCAGGACAACCUGAAUGAAGCAAUGCAACUCAUUCCCACAAUUGGCUCCAGGCUGGAUGACACAGACCUGCUGGGAACUCUCCGCACAAUCUACAACACUCCCUGCCCCUGUGGACAUGCACGCCAGCUCUUCAUGUUCAUGUCUGGGCUACCACCUGACAAGGAAGCCAUUGCUGCUGAGGUCUGCCGUCAUCGCAACAGCCACCGGUGUUUCUCCUUGUGUUUUUCCACGGACAGUGCUACCCUGGCCACAGCUCUUGCCAGGGAGACAAAGGGUGAAGCUGUCUAUGUUUCUUCUGACAAUGCGACAGUUCAGGUGCUGAAAUGCUUGAAGCAGGCCCUCAAGCUAGUAGCUGAGGGAGUCUCUCUGGACUGGACUUUGCCCUCUGGCCUGGAGGUUGAGGUGCUGGGAGGCACCCCUCAGUUCAUCUUUCAGAGUCAGCAUAUCUUCCUCUAUGCACAGAUCCAUGGAAAGGAACAGAAUAUGAAGGAGGCCAGUGGUGUCAUGACCUUGCAGUUCAACCUGAAUGGCCAGGUCGUCACUCACAAGAUCCAGUUCCCACUAUGCCCACAGGGAGAUGGCCAGAUGGCUGGUCAUCGUCUGGCUGCAAGAUAUUUGCUGGAGAAGCUGUUGCCAGAGGUUGCGAGCGGAUCAGGGGAUGAACCAGUGCAGCGUGCCAUCGAAAUCAGUCUCACAUCUGGGAUCAUCUGCCCCUUAACCAGCUAUGUGGGUGUUCGUACAUCACGGAGGGCCCCCUGGUACCAUGGGCCCCUGGCACUGCUGCCACCUCGCCAGUCAUUCGUUCCCUGCAAGAUCCUUUUGCUUCAUGGCUCCCUCACUGGCACUUCCUGCUUUCCUAAGACCAUAUGGUACCCACCUAGCUGGCACACUGCACUGCAGGAGUCAUGGAUUGCCAUCAAGCAACUCACCAAUGGCACUGCUAACUUAUUCCAGCUUGGGGCUCACAAAGAAGCACCUAAACAGAUGCCACCAUCAACUUCCUCUCUCUUCCUCUCUCAAGUAUGUGGAUUCAUGUGGCUGUGCAACCGAGCUGUGUCUCAGCUGGACAAGUGCCUGGAGGCAAGUAACACCCUCCUUGGGAUCAGUGUAAAUCCAAGCAUCUUUAGGCAAUGAGCUCAAUAUCAGCAUACAGAACAUCAGCACCUGUGGAAAAUAAUAGGACCACAAAGCAUAGCUUAAAUUUACCUGCCAUGCUGUAACCCCACUGCUGCUACCAGCUAGGAUAAGAGAUGAAUUCUCAUUAUUUGUGAGAUGUCUCCUACUGGCUGGGCUGCAUCUGCAUCAUGCUGAGCACAACAGAAAACAUAGUUCACAACCUCCACCAUGCUUGUUUUAGCUGGAGGUGGGAGUGGAAGGGAAGCAUAACUUUUUUCAUGGAGUGAUGGCCCUUUCCAAAUCCAGCUUUGGCAAAAUGGGCUACUGGCCUGCUCACAGAUGGCUUCUCUCUUGAUACAGGACUGCCAUGCACACUAGAAAAGAUGAAUGUUUAGAGGUGUUGACAAAAGGCAUAGUAACCAUAACUCCCACUGAGAAUGUGCUACACCACACUUCCUGCCAUCCAUGUUGGCAAAGUGUCUGAUUCAUCUUCCAAUAAACAGUGAAUUUUCUGCAAGCUACAACAUGUGACAAAGCCUUGAUCUUAGCUGUAGCAGCAUCUGCCCAGGCUGAUGGUUGAUAGCUGACUUAUUCUAGCUACAGCAGGAAAGUUACUGGUUUGUUAAUGAUCUACCUUCACAGCUUUAAUGUUUUCACUCCAUUGC
Molecule: messenger RNA, 2822 nt
Organism: Centrocercus urophasianus (Greater sage-grouse)
Lineage: Eukaryota; Metazoa; Chordata; Aves; Galliformes; Phasianidae
Product: von Willebrand factor A domain-containing protein 5A-like
Exons: 17
Coding region: 1-2175 (724 amino acids)
Source: RefSeq, a predicted model, not a curated record